AUGUGCGACGAAUUUUCCUACCUGGGACGGAUGAGAAACUACGGAGAAAGGGGACCUUUUGACAUCAAGAAUAAUCUCAAUAUAUACCUAGGGGCAGACGAUGAGAGGCCCCUCAAGAUAGUCAUAGGAGAGUACGUGGCACAGAACUACCCAGAAGCCGGCAAUAAGGCCUAUUCCCUACCCGAGGGAUAUAUUUUGAGAGAGAAGCUAAUUAGGGAGCUUGAGGAAACGGCCUAUAAGAAUGAAGCAGAUGAGACAUGUAAGGAAGAGGUGGAUAUGCCAUCGAAGCAUCAGUCUAUUGCCAAGGUGUUCGAUUGCCUCAAAUACGCAUUCGAAGGUUUGCCAUCGUUAACAAUCGCUGAUUAUACCUUCACAGACACCUUGCUAAAAGUCAUGAAUGACCACCAAAAGGAUGAAUUCCUUGAUGUAUCCGGAGUCAGGAAAGAAUACCUGGAAUCUGGAGCUCAUGAUGUAUUUGGGAUAGCCAUAUCUGGCAAAGACAUCGUGGGGAUGUUCUUCCAGAUUGAGGAAACGACAUCAAAUGAAAACCAAAUGACAUUUUUUCAGAUGUUUAAGAGGGCUACACAAAAAGUUCUGGAAGAUAUAAACAUUUUUCGUACCUUAUGCAAUGAAUUUCCACUUUCGUCUGUGAAAUUAGCAGGUUUCGUCGCUUUCCCGAUGCUUAGUGAAACUGAUAUGCAGGAAGUGGUCAAGUGCAAAGAAUGUAGGGAGAGAAUGCUCACUUCAGAAGAUCUGAAAACCAAGGAAAGAUUCAUAGGCUUUUUGGCAAGAAAUGACAUAAAGUUGGAAAUUCCUUCAGAACUGGGUCCAGAAUCAUACCUUAUGACAACCUUUAAAGACAUCUUUAGUCUCUACGUUUGUGCAGCAUCAGCUGUGGACCUCCCACGAAAUCCCACUCAGUUAUACACCAGGACCGAGCAACACAUGAAGCCGAUGCUAGUGAUUCUCACCCCAAGACAGAGAGAGUUGGUGAAGAGCAAUGCGAAGGUCAUUCUAAUGACUGGCACAAGCGGAACGGGAAAAACAUUUGUCCUUAAAAGAAGAGCCCUGGAGUUGGUGGAGAAAAGUGACCCCGUUAUGGUCUUGAAUCUUUCAGGAGGCGAUCUCACCGAAGAUUUUCGACAGGACUUCCAAGAAGCAAAAAAGGAAAUCGAGGUUGUCGACGGGAGAGAGGGAAGAGAGAAUGGUCUAGAAGAGGAUUACGAAGGAAUGAAGAAGUUCCUCAAAAAGGAAGGCAGAGGAAAACACGUACUCGUUGAUGAAGUCCCUAUCACACUUGGGUUCUUAGAUAUCAUCACCACCAAGGCACUUUCAGAACACUGGAAAUGGAUAAAUGAGUUGGACGUGAAGUCAAUCACCCUCUGCUUUAGACCCAAUGACCAGUCCUACACGAGGAAUUUCCCGAUCGAAGAGGUCAAACCAGCUGGACAUGACAUCACAGUCCUCAACAGUGUAAAGAGGAACACAAAGCAUAUAUCUGAAUUGUUUCUGGCCAUCGGAAAUUACUCCCGUCGCGUGUUCGUCUCGUCGGAGCCCUCUCUGAGGAUCGACUCAGAGGAGACAGGCGGGGAAUGCCUUCCUCGCUUCAUAGAGAUGUGGUCGUGUCAGGCUCUUCAUCGCAAAUGCAAGGAUGAAGCGAUUUGCGAGUCUGUGAGGGCCUCGCACCCUACGCACGUCAUAUAUGAGGAAUGCAGAAAGGCAUCGGAGAAAAUGCCUGUCUUCGUUGUUCUUGAUAGCAAAUCGAGAAGGUGUGCAUUCGUAAAGGUAUUUUCGUUCCUUCACGACAAAGUCCCUGUCAUCUACCUGAGGAAAUUCGGCGAAUUUCGUGGAAAGCUUACUUCAGACGAUUCUUUCCCUCUCGUCAUUGUCACCGAGGAGGAAAUGAUGGGAUGUCACCCUUUGAACGUGACUGUGAUUCUCGACUUCCCUGGGUCGAAGUGGAAAAAUUACAAUAGAUUGAUAGUCUCCACUAGUGAAAGAAAGAUCGUCGUGGUUGACGAAGAAGAAUGGAGAAUGGGCAAAUUUUCGAAAGUCCCGAAAGAAAUAAAAGGAAAACCGGGGUGGAAAAUCGAGAAAAGAAGAGGGGAUGCAGAAGAUCUUAGGGAAAAUCUAGAGAAGACAUGGCAAAAGUACAAAGGAACAAACCUCGCAAGGCUAGGUGAACGGAUUUUCACUAUACUGCCCUUCCCUGAAAUGAAAUUUGAUAGGGAUAGGAAAAAAGAUGAGGAUGCAGAUGUAACAAAGAUGCUAGGGUGCACGUUUAGCGUGAUAAUUGGCUACCCAGCCUCGGGAAAAUCAAGGAAAUUAGAUGCGUUGAUCGAACGAGUGACGGGCCAAGUCCUCCUUCUCCACUCCGGUGGCGAAUUGUCUCACGAGGUGUACAGACAACGAUGGAAGGAAGAGAACAACGUCGACGUUGUGGACGCCCGUCAAAUAAACUCUCUCCAGGACAUUUUCAAAAAAGUGGAGGAGAGGUUGAGGGAAAAAAAGGAAAAGGAGAAAGUGGAGAAGGGGAAAAAGAAGGUGAAAGGAAGGAAGAAAAUGGGGGAAGAGUACAUGAAGGAGAAAGAGGUGAAAGAAGAAAAGGCAGUGCUAGAUUCGCUGGUCGUGGUGGUCGAAGACUGUCCCUUCUUCAACGAGUUUCCGGAUAACACCGCUGAGAGAUUGAAAGAGAAGAGGGUGAAGCUCAUCCUCUCCUUCAAACCCCAUUCAGCAAACGCUUCUGAGAUCUCGGUGGACAGAGUCAUUGAAAAGCUGAAGAAAUGGCAAGAUAGCACUGUGGUAGUUGUCCGGUCGCAGCUUACCGACCUUCUUCUGAUGAGGCACAUCCGAGAAAAUGAGACUUCAACUGGUCUCGACUUGGACUCGAAGAACCUAUCAGUCUCUGCUCUCGCUGCGUCCAUCGUCUGCGGCCCAGGCGUCCAAUAUAUCCAAAUCAAAGCCCAAAAAUGCUCGGGACGACAUUUGGGAUACACCUGCCGCGGAGAAAACAAGUGCGGAACGACUGCGAAUGCUUUACUUUCCUUUGUGCAAAAGGAUACUUUCGAAUCAACUCCUUACAUCUUAGUUUCAGAAGAAGUCCUGUUACAACCACUGCAAGAGAAAUUGCGGAAUAUCGGGAACCAAUUCCCUGUGAAACAUUUGAAUGACUUUCGCGGUUGUGAGACUUCGGUUGUGAUUUCUUUUAACGUAAAUGAUGACUGGCUGUUAGAAGUGUUCUCCCGCUCCAGGACACGACUCGUCAUCAUAGACAACCUCGUCAAACAUCGGGAUUUAUGGAAACAGAUGAAGAAAGAAGGGCGCGUUGAAGCCAUCUCGUGUACCACGGAACACGAAGACGACUUGAGCACCCUGCUAAGAAUAGAUGAUCAAGAAAUGUUCCUGCUGCAUCCGACAUGGGAUGAGGUAGGAAUUCGGACCGGGAUGGCGGCAGUAAAAAGAGGGAACGUCUUGGACAGGAACACCGGCGCCAUUCGCCUCAUCUCUCCUGAGACAAUAGGAGCAAUCGAUGAGGAGCUUCUUCAGUCUUCUCCUUUCAGCGAUUGGGGAUAUGCCUGGAAUGGUAAGAGGAAGUCUUCGGGUCUAGGAGAAGUCUGA
Messenger RNA from Darwinula stevensoni, 3618 nucleotides. Lineage: Eukaryota; Metazoa; Arthropoda; Ostracoda; Podocopida; Darwinulidae. The record is from the annotation of a GenBank genome assembly.